GUAUGCAGCAUUUCCAUGCACAUCGCAGACAGCUCUCUCUCUCUCUCUGUUCUCUCCAUAAACUAUCCUUAUGGAUUUUCUAAAGUCUCGAGUUAUUAGAGUAGUUAUGGUGGUGGGGAUUUUAUCAGUGGUAGCUUCUGCAGGAAACUUCAACAGAGAUUUUGAGAUUACGUGGGGAGAUGGGCGUGCUAAAAUCCUCAACAAUGGCCAACUACUUACGUUGUCUCUUGAUAAAACUUCUGGUUCAGGCUUCAAAUCCAAGAACCAGUACUUGUUUGGGAAAAUUGAUAUGCAGCUCAAGCUUGUGCCUGGAAACUCUGCUGGAACUGUCACUGCUUACUACCUAUCUUCCUUAGGGUCAGCACAUGACGAGAUAGAUUUUGAAUUCUUGGGAAAUCUUAGUGGAGACCCUUAUAUUCUCCAUACAAAUGUAUUCACUCAAGGUAAAGGAAACAGAGAGCAGCAAUUCUAUCUGUGGUUCGAUCCCACAAAGGAUUUUCACACCUACUCUGUUCUUUGGAAUCCUCACACCAUUAUCUUCUUUGUGGAUGGGACUCCCAUUAGAGAGUUCAAGAACUUUGAAUCAAAUGGCAUAGCAUUCCCGAAAAGCCAACCAAUGUGGAUAUACUCUAGCCUAUGGAAUGCUGAUGAUUGGGCCACAAGGGGUGGCCUUGUCAAGACAGAUUGGACCCAAGCACCCUUCACAGCUUCUUACACCAACUUCAAUGCACAGGCCUGCAUUUGGUACUCAGGCUCCUCUUCUUGCUCCAAGAAUCCCUCUAACAGCUCAUGGCUCACACAGUCACUGGACACCACUGGCCAAGCAAGAAUCAAAUGGGUCCAAAAAAAUUACAUGAUUUAUAACUAUUGCACUGACACAAAGCGAUUCCCUCAAGGAUUCCCUCCUGAGUGCUCAUUUGCUUGAAUCAGUUUAUAAUGUAUUUGCAUUGAGUUUCUAAUAUCUUAGUAUACGUUUUCUGUUAGUCUUUUUAUCGAACACUUUGUGAUAUAUACGGAUGGUUGUAAUAAAAAGGAAAUAGUUGUUAA
This is a messenger RNA of Manihot esculenta (cassava), 1047 nucleotides long. RefSeq names its product probable xyloglucan endotransglucosylase/hydrolase protein 23. The record is from RefSeq and is a predicted model, not a curated record. Gene Ontology annotation, molecular function: hydrolase activity, hydrolyzing O-glycosyl compounds; xyloglucan:xyloglucosyl transferase activity. Gene Ontology annotation, cellular component: apoplast; cell wall. Lineage: Eukaryota; Viridiplantae; Streptophyta; Magnoliopsida; Malpighiales; Euphorbiaceae. Bases 71 to 925 code for a protein of 284 amino acids. The transcript is spliced from 3 exons. Gene Ontology annotation, biological process: xyloglucan metabolic process; cell wall biogenesis.